GGCACAUUUGAACGCGGCGCGAUUGCGUGUGUUCAAACAUCCAAAAUGGCGGUCGUUUGCACCCUUGCGAAGGAAAGAAAACCAUUGCUCUUAGCUUUUCGUUUCAUCAGAAGCUAUCAUGACUCCAAACGUAGCUUGCCACAACAUAACUCUGCGUUUUUCUCAAGUCAAUUUCGAUGCGCACGUCUUUUUAUGAGGAGACAUAUCUGGUCUUCCCGACAAGACGAUUUGACCAGAGCUCUUUCGGACGCUGAGAAAAUUGUUGGCUAUCCGACGUCGUUCUUAAAUUUGCGAUAUCUGUUGAGUGACGAAAUCUCUAACAUCGCCAUGUACAUGAAAAGGUUCGCCAUGAGCAAGCAUCCCAUGUUGCGAACAGCUCGAGGCUUCGUAUCAGACGAGAACAAUACUAUGCAAACUCGUGGACUGUUGGUGCUCCUCGUGUCCAAAGCUUCUCGGCCAUGUUUACAAAGUGACUGGAGCACGGAUCAGGAAUUAGUAGCUGACAUCCAUUCAAGCCAGAGACAGCUAGCUGAUAUAACAGAAACUAUACACACAGCCAGCUUGGUGCAUACAGGUAUAGUGAAUCUAUCCAACAUCUCAUCAUCCAGUAAGUCAUAUCAGGAUGACAUGGAAUUUGGUAACAAGAUGGCUGUGUUGAGUGGUGACUUUCUUCUAGCAAAUGCCUGUACUGGUUUAGCAGAACUUAAAGACACUGAGGUAGUGCAAAUGAUCUCAGAGGUAAUUGGACAUUUGAUGGAGGGAGAAGUUCUGAAGAUCACAUUUAAUGCUGAUAAUUUGAACUUGGAGUUUUGGAAUGAGCUAGUGUUUAAGUGUAAGGGAAGCUUGAUGGCAAACAGUUGUAAAGCGGCCCUCAAGAUUGUUGCACAUUCAAAAGAGCUUCAGGAAAAGGCUUUUGAAUUUGGGAAGAAUAUAGCAUAUGCUCACCAGUUAAAGGAAGACUUUCAGUCUCUCCAGGAACAAAAAUCUACAGCUAUUCUCUACAGUGCACCCAUAAUUCUCUCCAGUAACCGCACUGAGGUGAAAAAACUGCUAAAUGAAAUCUUCUCAGAGCAAAACACAGACAAACUGGAUCAACUACACCAAGAACUGUCUGGCAUGGUCGUCCAAGAAGAAACAGUGAUACAGUUGAAAGAAUUGAGUUCAUUUUUUAGUAAGCGAGCUUUGGACUCACUGGAUCUCUUUCCAGAGUCUGACGCCAAGGAAGCGUUAGUAAAU
Messenger RNA from Orbicella faveolata, 1236 nucleotides. Its product is annotated as all trans-polyprenyl-diphosphate synthase PDSS2-like. Gene Ontology annotation, biological process: isoprenoid biosynthetic process; ubiquinone biosynthetic process. Gene Ontology annotation, molecular function: prenyltransferase activity. Lineage: Eukaryota; Metazoa; Cnidaria; Anthozoa; Scleractinia; Merulinidae. Gene Ontology annotation, cellular component: mitochondrion; transferase complex. The record is from RefSeq and is a predicted model, not a curated record.